Molecule: messenger RNA, 2534 nt
Organism: Odobenus rosmarus divergens (Pacific walrus)
Lineage: Eukaryota; Metazoa; Chordata; Mammalia; Carnivora; Odobenidae
Gene: MACO1
Product: transmembrane protein 57
Exons: 12
Biological process (GO): neuronal signal transduction
Cellular component (GO): rough endoplasmic reticulum membrane
Source: RefSeq, a predicted model, not a curated record
CCGUCCCACCCCCUCCCCCCCGGGUGCUGGCUCCAUGUCUGUGUGACCGGCCCCAGGGGUAGAGUCCAGGCCCGACGCGGGGCGGGCCGGCGGCGGCGGCGGCGGCGGCGGCGGCGGCUGAGGUGAGAGACGGCGGCGGAGGCGGCGCGGGCACCCGGCCCCCCAGCGGGAGGAUGAAGCGGCGGAACGCCGACUGCAGUAAGCUCCGCCGCCCCCUAAAGCGGAAUCGGAUCACCGAGGGCAUCUACGGCAGUACAUUUUUAUACCUGAAAUUCCUGGUAGUGUGGGCACUUGUCCUCCUGGCAGAUUUUGUCCUGGAGUUCAGAUUUGAAUACCUGUGGCCGUUUUGGCUUUUCAUCAGGAGCGUCUAUGAUUCCUUCAGAUACCAGGGACUGGCCUUCUCAGUAUUUUUUGUUUGUGUAGCUUUCACAUCAAAUAUAAUAUGUCUGCUGUUCAUCCCCAUACAAUGGCUUUUUUUUGCUGCUAGCACAUAUGUAUGGGUUCAGUACGUAUGGCACACAGAAAGGGGAGUGUGUUUGCCCACAGUGUCCCUCUGGAUACUCUUUGUUUAUAUUGAAGCAGCAAUUAGAUUUAAAGAUCUCAAAAAUUUUCAUGUAGACCUUUGUCGUCCGUUUGCUGCUCACUGCAUUGGGUACCCUGUGGUGACUUUGGGCUUUGGCUUCAAAAGUUAUGUAAGCUACAAAAUGCGGUUAAGGAAGCAGAAGGAAGUGCAAAAAGAGAACGAAUUUUACAUGCAGCUUCUUCAACAAGCUCUCCCCCCAGAGCAGCAGAUGCUACAGAAGCAAGAAAAAGAGGCCGAGGAAGCAGCCAAAGGAUUGCCUGACAUGGACUCCUCGAUCCUCAUACACCACAACGGAGGCAUCCCAGCCAACAAAAAGCUCUCCACAACCUUGCCAGAGAUAGAAUACCGAGACAAAGGAAAAGAAAAGGACAGGGAUGCCAAAAAACACAACCUUGGAAUAAACAACAACAAUAUCCUACAACCUGUGGACUCAAAAAUACAAGAAAUUGAGUACAUGGAAAACCAUAUCAAUAGUAAAAGAUUAAAUAAUGAUCUUGUGGGAAGUACAGAAAAUCUCUUGAAAGAGGACUCAUGCACUGCUUCCUCAAAAAAUUACAAAAAUGCCAGUGGGGUUGUGAACUCCUCACCUCGCAGUCAUAGCGCCACAAAUGGGAGCAUUCCUUCCUCAUCUAGUAAAAACGAGAAGAAGCAAAAAUGCCCGAGCAAGAGCCCAAGUACACACAAGGACUUAAUGGAAAACUGUAUUCCUAAUAACCAGCUAAGCAAACCAGAUGCACUGGUAAGGCUGGAACAAGACAUUAAAAAGUUAAAGGCCGACCUGCAGGCCAGCAGACAAGUGGAACAGGAGCUCCGCAGUCAGAUCAGCUCCCUCUCCAGCACCGAGCGGGGGAUCCGCUCUGAAAUGGGCCAGCUCCGGCAGGAGAACGAGCUGCUGCAGAACAAAUUACAUAAUGCUGUGCAAAUGAAGCAAAAAGACAAACAAAAUAUCAGCCAGUUGGAGAAAAAGCUAAAAGCUGAGCAGGAAGCCCGAAGUUUUGUAGAAAAGCAAUUAAUGGAGGAGAAGAAAAGGAAGAAGUUGGAAGAAGCUACUGCUGCCCGGGCCGUUGCAUUUGCUGCCGCGUCUAGGUAUGAGCUUCGGAAAUAAAAAAAAAACGAGAAGGACACUGAGGUGAAAAAAAAAGCCCUCUCGGCCAUGCAAGAAAAAAAAAAGCACCUGGAGAACAGUCUGAGUGCAGAGACGAGAAUCAAGCUGGACCUGAAAAAAAAACUGGGGGAUGCAAAGCGACAAAAAAAAAUUGCCCAAGGACAAAUUCUUCAGAAAGACCAGAAAAAAAAGGACCUUAAACAGAAGAUAGCAAAAAAAAUGGCCGUCAUGCCCAGCAUAAAAAAAAAAGCCGCCACCAGCCCCCUGAGCAAAAAAAACCCCCACUACUCUUCCAAAUUAAAAAAAACCAGCCCCUCUGGACUCGAUCCCAAUGCCUCUGUUUACCAGCCCCUGAAGAAAAAAAAACCAGCUGUGGCAACUGGCAGCCUCAUCCGCUCCCUCUCCGGAGAGUGUGUCCUUCCAGCUGCCGCCGCUGGAAGCCACAAAUGUCCCAAGCACCGCAGGAACUGGCCCCCGGGGGCAUUUCGGGCACCACGCAGGCUGGCACAGCGGGGGCUGGUGGCCCUCUCUGGGGAGGCCCCGUGGGGCCGCGCUGCUGGGCGCGCCGAUUCCCGGCCUCCCUCGCAGGAGGGGCCCCGGGGACCAAGUCGCAGCCCCUGCAAGGUCACCGCAGUGAUGGAAGCCACUUUCAGCCCGAGGCCUCCGGUCACCGCGGGCCUUCUUCUUCCGCCCCGCUGGCUGAGGCCAGACAUGGCAACAGCCCAGGGAGGUGCCGACGGAGCCCGCGGGAUGGAAGGGCUGGACGGCGUGGAAGGAAAUGGCCCUCGGACUGGGCAGCGCGCAGGCGGCCUCCAGACGGGCACACUCGCCGGGCCUGCUGUGUGA